Molecule: messenger RNA, 2276 nt
Organism: Daphnia pulex (common water flea)
Lineage: Eukaryota; Metazoa; Arthropoda; Branchiopoda; Diplostraca; Daphniidae
Product: neutral ceramidase-like
Exons: 14
Coding region: 14-2128 (704 amino acids)
Biological process (GO): sphingosine biosynthetic process; long-chain fatty acid biosynthetic process; ceramide catabolic process
Cellular component (GO): extracellular region
Molecular function (GO): N-acylsphingosine amidohydrolase activity
Source: RefSeq, a predicted model, not a curated record
CGCGUUGGUCACAAUGAAGUUUCUCGCUGGUUUCGUGAUCGCUUUCUUCGCAAAUGUUUGCUUUGCUGCGCCAUCAACUUACAAAGUUGGUGUUGGAAUUGCUGAUGUCACCGGACCUGCGGCUGAAAUUAACACGAUGGGGUACGCUAGCCCUACACCGCUGACUUCCGGAAUCCACACACGCCUGUAUUCCCGAGCCUUCGUGAUCGAUGACACUAUCAAACGGGUCGUCUUUGUUAGUGUGGAUGUCUGUAUGAUUGACCAAAGCGUCAAAACCGAGGUCGUGAAGCGACUGCAGGGCAAGUACGGCGGCAUGUACUCGGCCCAGAACGUCGUGCUGAGCGGAACCCACACGCAUUCGGGACCGGGCGGCUAUCUUCAGUACGUUCUAUUAAUCAUAACCAGCAAAGGAUGGGUCCAGCAAUCUUUUGAUGCUCUUGUCGCUGGUAUUGUUCAGAGCGUCGAUGAAGCUCACAACGAGAACGCCAUGAGAGAUGCGCAUAUUUAUUACGCCACAGAUAUUUUAGUCGACGCCAACAUUAAUCGCAGUCCAUCGUCUUAUUUGAACAAUCCGGCAUGGGAAAGAGCCAAGUACACGUACAACACGGACAAGGAUAUGGUCCAGCUGAAAUUCGUUUCGGUAGCGGAUGGUGAACCAAUUGGCGUUAUCAACUGGUACGCUGUCCAUCUCACCAGCAUGAAUAAAACCAAUCAAUACAUUUCGUCGGACAACAAAGGCUACGCUGGGUUAUUAUUCGAGACGAAAAUCAACGGACCUGACAUCAUGCCAGGCAAAGGUCCGUUUGUAGCGGCUUUCGCCAGUACCAAUCUUGGGGAUGUGUCGCCCAACACGAUGGGAGCCAAGUGCCUCGAUACAGGACUCCCGUGUGAUUUCGUGAGCUCUUCGUGCAACAACCGAACGCAGCUAUGCAUCGCCUUCGGACCCGGAAAAGACAUGGUUGACAGCACCCGCAUUAUUGGAGAUAAACAAUUUCAAAAAGCUUGGGAGAUGUACAGCAAAGACAAUUCCGAAUUGGAACCGCUGGAAGGUCCCGUUCAGUUCGCCCAUCAAUUUGUUGACAUGCCCAAUUACAACGUUGAGGUCCAAGAUCCCGUCAAUGGGCCAACGACGGUGAAACUGUGUUCGCCGGCUUUAGGCUACGCAUUUGCUGCUGGAUGCGUGGACGGAGCGGGUGCCUUCGAUUUUACGCAGGGGACGACUUCCGGAAACGAUUUCUGGAAUUUAGUGGCAACCGCCUUGGUUGAGCCGAGCGAAGAAGUUCAGAAAUGCCACGCUCCCAAGCCUGUUUUGCUUUCCACCGGAGAGAUAACCUGGCCAUAUGCUUGGCAUCCCAGCAUUGUGGAAACGCAGCUGUUUCGAAUUGGGCAACUAUUGAUAGCGGCCGUUCCGGGUGAAUUCACAACCAUGGCAGGCAGGAGACUUCGUGAAGCUCUGAAUGCCGAAGCCGUUAACAGUGGUGGGCCAUCAAAUACUAAAACAGUCAUCGCUGGACUCUCCAACGUGUACACUCAUUACGUCACCACUUAUGAGGAGUACCAGAUGCAACGGUACGAGGCCGGCUCCGUAAUUUAUGGCCCACAUACUCUGUCCGCUCACCUGGAUCAGUACAAGAAAUUAACUCGGAGCAUUUUUAAGAAUGAAGUCGUGGACGCCGGGCCGAUCCCACCGUUUUUGCUGGACAAUCAGAUCUCCCUGGUAUCUGGCGUCGUUUUCGAUAGACCGGCCUUUGAGCACGAAUUUGGCGACUGUCUUGUUCAACCGUACCCAUUCGUGCGACCCAACGAGACUGUAACUGCGACAUUCGUUGCCGGCCAUCCGCGUAACAAUCUGAUGCAGGAAGAUACUUUCAUGACUGUGGAAGCCAAGCAAUCCGAUAAUAGUUGGAAAGUCAUCCGAACAGACGCUCAUUUCGAUACAUUCUUCUAUUGGGAAAAAACGUCAGCUGUUGGACAGAGCGAAGCGCAUCUACGCUGGAUCGUUCCAGCCGACACUCCGGAAGGCCAAUAUCGCAUUUCACACUAUGGCUAUUACAAAAAUAUCGACGCUAAAGUCUUCCCUUACAACGGCACCACCCAGUCCUUCGAGGUUGCAGCUAUGGCUGCAUGAGUGGCUCACCAUCCGUUUCCUCUUCGAAAGAAAUAUUUUUUCGAAUAACGAAGACGACACCUGCUUUAUUUUUAAACUUUUGUUUAGGGACAACACUGUGGGUAUAUGGAAAAUAUACAGGGAAUAUUCCACUUUCGAGAAAAAUGAA